Elaeis guineensis (African oil palm) is the source of this 1811-nucleotide messenger RNA. RefSeq lists its product as uncharacterized. NCBI's taxonomy places the organism in Eukaryota, Viridiplantae, Streptophyta, Magnoliopsida, Arecales, Arecaceae. The record is from RefSeq and is a predicted model, not a curated record.
AGAAUCAUUUCCUCUGCAAGUGCUGGAAUCCAUCAUGGCGAAGUCAGUGGUCCUCAGCGAAGGGAAUUCCACUCUCAAGUUCCCGCCAAUCACCUCCCAUCCUCAACAGUUGCUCUCCCCAUUAUUACCUCCCAAGAAAACCACCACUGAAGCCCAUCCUCUCCAAUUUUUGCCCACAAAUACUUUGGGACUGCAGCUGCUGUGAAAGUUCCCACUCUACUGUCUUUGGGAUUGCAACUGCUCUCUGGAAGUUCCCACUCUGAUUUUUCUUACUCUCCAGAGGGACUGUGCAAGAAGGAUCUCCUCCCCUUAAAAUAUCAUCAUCGGCCCCUAGUGCGGUGGGUGGAAUGGAGUCCCUGAAACGUGGGUGUCUGGCCCUCGUUUGCUUGGACUCCAUAAGCUCUAUACUUUUAAGACAACCUUCAACGUUCUUUCCUCUCUUCUGACCCCUUCUUUGUUUACAUCCCUUGUUUGUCUUUUUUUAAGAUUCUGUAUGCCAAAGAGACCCAAAGCGUUGAGAUCACAAGACCUACGUCCUCCCAACCCUUACCGUCUUUUGAGAACCAUCGAAUCGCUAGGUAGGGCCAAAACAAACGCGUAAAUCCCACACUACAUCCUAUACAUUAGUAACGAGGAGCACAGCAACAGGAAGAGGAGAACUGCUACCUUUUCUCUUCACAUAUCGUUCUUUGGGGAGAAGACACACACACACACAGAGGAAGGGGGAAAAAUGGGUAACUGUGCGUUUAGAGGUUUUGGAGAGGGAGGUGGGUUGAUGAUAAAGGUAGUGACGUUCAACGGCGGCGUGAUGGAGCUCCAUCCGCCGGUCACCGUGGAGUGCAUCACCAAUGGGUUCCCGGGCCAUGGCAUCUUUCGGAGCCGUGACCUCUUCUCGAAGCCGCUUCUUCACAACGAAGAGCUCGUCGGAGGGGAACUAUACUAUCUCCGCCCCCUUACCGACACCCACAAGGGCCUCCCCUCCCUCGUCGCUCCUUACCGCGUGUCCUUCGACCACCAUGGGUUCUGGAGGAGGCAAGACAUGGAGGUGGUGCCCAAGUUUCACGCGAAUAGCGGCAAUGGAGGUGGGGUUGGUGGGGUGUGGAAGGUGAAGCUAGUGAUAAGCCCGACACAGCUCAACGAGAUCCUGUCACAGGAUUCGAGGACCGAGGCGUUGAUAGAGAGCGUGAGGACGGUGGCCAAGUGUGGCAAUGGAGCGGCCUCAGUGGCGAGCUCGGAUCAAUGGAGCUUGGCUAGCAGCAGGAAGGUUUCUUCCGAGAGCAUGGAUUAGAAGAAAGAAGCUUUUUUUCUUUCUUGGGGUUGCGCUACUAAUAACAUAUAAUUGCGAGGUAAUGUUAAUACUAUGAGUCUCUGACUCUGUUUUCCUUUGUAAUAUCAGUUUGAUGACUUUGGUGUCCUCUGAGACACUUUGGUGUGCUUUAUCUCCUUUUUCUUUCUGUGGGAGUGUUGGUGCUAUCAUGGCGGUGCAUGUGGAGCUGUCCUUUGUUGUGAUGUUUUUAUCUUUUUUUUUCUUUUCUUCUUUUUCCCCUUUUUCCUUGAGAAGAGGAAUGGAAAUGUAGAGUCUGACAAAGGAAAUCUUAGAAGAUGGAUUCGCUUUCUUAUGUUGCUGAAGGAUUGGAUUUAGCCUCAUGAUGUACAAGUGUUUGGAGAUGGAUUUAUGACCAAUCCAAAGGGCAUUGAGUUGUAUGCCUUGUUAUGUUGUUUUGCAGCAGCCAAAGGUUUGGUUUGCUUUAUCUACUCGUGUUGUAAAUUUGUUCAAGUAUAUUAAAAUGUUGAUCUUUGGAUCUCUUGUU